Messenger RNA from Paralichthys olivaceus (Japanese flounder), 2409 nucleotides. It is a transcript of the gene camlg, whose product is annotated as calcium modulating ligand. Gene Ontology annotation, cellular component: GET complex. The record is from RefSeq and is a predicted model, not a curated record. NCBI's taxonomy places the organism in Eukaryota, Metazoa, Chordata, Actinopteri, Pleuronectiformes, Paralichthyidae. Gene Ontology annotation, biological process: tail-anchored membrane protein insertion into ER membrane.
CCGAGGGACGAUUACCCGCAGGAACCACCUCGUCAUGCUCAACCUGACGUCAUCACCGUGCGUCCUCUGUGGCUGCAGACCCCCUCUUGUCCAUCCCGCGGUGUUUACCGUCUCAUUCAGAGACCUGCGGCCUUUGUGUUGACCGCGGCGGACUGCUGGGUCGUUCCUUUGGCUCCACUGACAAUAAACUGGUCGUUCGUCGCUGGUCUACUUCAACAUGGAGUCCGGAGAGUCCGCGGAGGAGAAGACUGGUCCGGUGUCCGCGGCUCAGAGGAGAGCAGAGAUCCGCAGGAGGAAGCUGCUCAUGAACUCAGAGGACAGGAUGAACAGGAUCGUGGGCUUCACCAAGAACGAGUCUGAGAUCAACGCAGGAGCCUCUCGGCGUCCGACAGAACCUCGGUUCCACCUCGAUCUUGACAGAACAGAGCAGUGGUCCUCUUCCGCAUCUUCGCAGAGGCCGUCCCCUUUCCUGCCGGAGGCUUCUGGGUUCGGCAGCCGCUCCCACAGCGCCACCCCAGAGAGGAGGGGCUCGCCCCUGCCAGACUGCAGUGAGCCACACGGAGGCUCCAUAGAAGAUGACAUCAUGGGGGUCCGGCAGAGACCCAGGGGGGAGCGGGCAUCGGACGACAUCAGUGGGUCCCCACGCAGGGGCCUCCAGAAGUACCUGUCUCGUUUCGAUGAUGCCAUGAAACUGCGAGGUCAGCUGGCCAACGAGAAGCCGGCCCAGGACGGAGAGUCGGAGACAGAGGAGUUUGAUCCCUUCAGAGUCUUCAGGCUCAUCGGCAGCGUCCUCCUCGCCAUCUUUGUCAGAGUGUUCGUCUGCAAGUAUCUGUCUAUCUUUGCUCCAUUUCUGACCCUUGAACUGGCCUACAUGGGGUUGUCUAAGUACUUUCCAAAGGUAGAGAAGAAGACCCAGACCACUGUGCUAACCGCUGCCCUGCUGCUGUCCGGCAUCCCCGCUGAGGUCAUCAACCGCUCCAUGGAUACCUACAGGAGGAUGGGCGAUGUCUUUGCUGACCUAUGCGUCUACUUCUUCACCUUCAUCCUCUCCAACGAGAUCCUGCUCCUCAUUGGCUCAGAGACUCCCUGAUGGAGGGGCAGGACCUCAGUAACCCAACCCUCCUUCUUGUUGACCCCUCCUUCCGUUCCCCAUAGCAACAAGGCAUGCUUAUUUACGUCCUCUGGUGUGGGUUUGCUGUCGACAGUCUGAAAAUGAAUCCCUGCCUUCUUUUGACCGGGGUCGCCCAUCAGCUGCAUGAGAGCUCAUCUCGACAGCACUUCAGACUUUCACCAAGGCUCAGCUACAUGUUACCAGAGAGGCCAGCGUUUGUUACAGAGCUCCAUGUUAUUUCUGCUCGCCACAGACGCUGGAAACUUAACAACAUUUUGUGUUUAUAAUGACCAGUAUUAUUUAUUUUCAGGAAAUGGUAAAUGUCGCACUGAAAAGUGGAAGAUAAUUGGUCUUGCAAAGGGUUCAUAGAUUCCAUCUAACUUUUGUUCACCUCACAUGACUCUGACAUUUCUGAUCUUGAUUCAUCAUCUCGAUAAAAAUACAUCAAACAUAUUCUACAUGUGUGGAAAACAAAAUCUUUCAAUAUACUGAACCCCACGCUCACAGGUUAUGUGUUGUGUUGCUGCUCUCUCUGGCAGGAUUUGUCAGAAUUGUGUAAAAAGAGGUUCACAGUGCAAUUCCACUGAAUGCAAAGAGAGAGUAAUAAGAGAAACUGAAUUAUGCCUGAGUCCUUCUAUAACCUAAUAAAUCUAAAUGUGUUGCAUAAGCUGGACAAGGUGUCAUAUUCUCAGCUGAUAGAAACCUAAUACUGGUGCCUGACCUUAAAACCAAAUCUCUAACAACACUAUGGAUGCCUUUUUUACUCUUAGCUGUGCAGAGGGUUAGAAAGGUUGGGUUCAGUGCGUUUUCAGUUCAUUUAAAACCUAAAUCUAAACUGUUACAAAUGUUUAUGUAUUUGUUUUAUUUAUAUUUUGAUUCAGUCUAGUUCCUGAACCAACUGAAACACAAAUGAAUUGACCGCAACCCUGGAGAUGAGAGGGUUACUGAGGAUCUUGACCUGUUGUGACAGGCUGAAUACAGUAGUGGGCUUAAUACAGGUGGUUUACUGUUAACUUUAUAAUUACAUGGAAGUUUAGGAACAGUUAAAAAAACGUGCUAUGAGAUUAGUUUCAAUACUCAGAACAACUGAUUUCUGACUUUGUUCUCAGGAUUCUGAUCAAAUCUUUGGAUUAUUUUGUAAUUUUUGUAAUUUUCUUCUGUGAUUAAUCUGAGGUUCUGUCAUAUUUUGAAUUUCCUCUUUCCUGCUGAACAUGCAACUAGCAGGAAACGCAGAGGUUCAGACUAACAGCUGCAUGAUUUUUCUGUUGAGAAAAUAAAAGGUUGAGGAAGUAAAAACA